This is a messenger RNA of Plectropomus leopardus (leopard coralgrouper), 2417 nucleotides long. Its product is annotated as methylcrotonoyl-CoA carboxylase beta chain, mitochondrial. Gene Ontology annotation, cellular component: methylcrotonoyl-CoA carboxylase complex; mitochondrion. Gene Ontology annotation, molecular function: methylcrotonoyl-CoA carboxylase activity. The record is from RefSeq and is a predicted model, not a curated record. Gene Ontology annotation, biological process: L-leucine catabolic process. Lineage: Eukaryota; Metazoa; Chordata; Actinopteri; Perciformes; Serranidae.
AGAGCUGUAGGAGAACAACGUUAGCUAUAUGGCGAUGGAGUAGCUCUGUUUUAGGGUCAUUUUUAGCCACUUAACUUGUGUAAUUAGCUUUGUUACAGCACGUAAAGACAGACAUGUUCCGCUGCAUGACAAGGAGUGUGUGUAGUGGAGGAAGAGUGUGUCCUACCUUUGUGCCUCCUCGCACCCAGACACCAUCAUGGACGUCGAGAAACCUAACAGAGGAGAGACAUCACAGGUUGGCCGAGCAGCAUUGUUCAGUCCGCUGUAUGAGCUCUGCAUCCAGGAAGAGGCGAGCUCUGCACAGUGCCUUUCCAGUGUUGGAGCAGGCCCUCCAGCCAGUCCACCGACAUGUGUAUGAAGCUAACCUUCGCAACAGCAACGCCUGCCAUAAGAAGUACAUAGAGUUGAGUGAAAAGGUGAGAAAAGGUGGAGGGGAAAACGCCAUCGCCAGACACACUCAGAGAAACAAGAAGUUGCUGGUCAGGGACCGGCUGCGCCUCCUGUUGGAUGAUGAAGACUUCCUGGAGCUGUCACCAUUCGCUGGUCUGGGUCUGCCGUACGGGGACAUCCCUUCAGCUGCCUGCCUGACCGGCAUUGGCAGGAUCAAUGGCCUGUGGUGUAUGUUUAUUGCCAACGAUGCCACAGUGAAAGGUGGCACAGCAUAUCCAAUCACAGUGAAGAAGCAGCUACGGGCACAGGAAGUGGCAAUUCAGAAUCGCCUGCCUUGUGUUUAUCUGGUUGACUCUGGAGGAGCUUUUUUACCUCUGCAGUCAGAGAUCUUUCCUGAUAAGAACCAGGGAGGACGGACAUUCUAUAACGAAGCCAUCAUGUCUGCCAUGAAGAUCCCACAGGUGUCGGUGGUGUGCGGGUCGUGCACGGCAGGUGGAGCUUACAUCCCCACCAUGGCAGAAGAGGCAGUGAUGGUGCACAAAAUAGGGACUAUAUUCCUGGGUGGGCCACCACUUGUCAAAGCGGCCACGGGAGAGGAGGUCACACCAGAAGACCUGGGAGGAGCCAGGCUUCACGCUGAGGUGAGUGGCUGCGUGGAUCAUUUUGCUUGGGAAGAAAAGGAGGCAUACAAUUACACCAGAAACAUCAUAUCCACCCUCAACUUCCAACUGCCUGAGGAAGAGGAGGAGGAGGAGGAGAAGAUGAGGAAGAGGAAAGCAGAGGAGGAGCCACUGUACAGUUCAGAGGAACUUCGGGGGCUUGCUCCCAAAAGUUACAGCCACAGCCUGGAUGUUAAGAUGGUAGUCAGUCGGCUGAUGGACGGGAGCCGCUUCCAGGAGUUUAAAGCUCGCUAUGGAACCACGCUGGUCACUGGCUUUGCAAAGAUACAUGGGCACCUGGUGGGAAUAGUAGCCAACAACGGAGAGCUGUCGUAUCAGGCCGCGCUGAAAGGAAGCCACUUUGUCCAGCUGUGUGACCAGAGACACAUCCCCCUCCUAUUCCUCCAGAACACAGCACCCACAGCAGCUGUGACACUCUCCACAACACAGGCAGAAGUGAACAGUAACCGCCUGAAGGCUCAGGGAUCAAUGAUGUCAGCAGUAGCGUGUGCCUCAGUCCCCAAAAUCACUGUGGUGAUUGGUGGUUGCCACGGUGCUGACAGCUACACCAUGUGUGGGCGGGCAUUUGACCCUAAUUUCCUCUUCCUGUGGCCCAACGCCAGAGUGUCCACAACAGCUCCAGGUCACGCCGGCUCUCUGCUUCCCCAUGACAGUGAGCAGGAGGAGGACGAGAGGAAGACACAGGAGGACAAGUUAAAUAAGAAGUUGGAAGAGGAGAGUUCAGCUUUCUUCUCCUCUGGUCGUCUCUGGGACGAUGGAGUCAUUCUGCCUCAGGACACCAGGAAGGUUCUCAGGGACUGCCUGGACAUCAUCAAACAGCAGCAGUAUGAGCUCUCCACAGAGAAACAACACUCAGCACUUCUGCGUAUAUAAAGGCUGCAAUCUUUCCUCGUUUCCUCUGGACACUACAAACAUCCGUCCAUUAAGCUGCUGUUUUUAAUUCAGUCCGGUUUUGGUCACUUUCACCAAAAUGUGCCAAGAGGAUUCAGUAUUCUAUUGCCAAUCCUCUAAUCUCAUAUUUGGUGAUGUGUGAAGUGAAGAUUGGUGAAGUGAUGGGUGGAUCAAAUCUCCUUAGAGGUUCUCAAAUAUUCAUUUUCAUUUUUUCUUCAAGUUUGGAACCACAGUCUUGGUUUGGGAGGAGUUGGUAAGAAAUGUGGCAGUUAUUGCGGCAUUUCUAUAUAUACAUGUGAGAAUUUAAUAUUCAGUUUUUGCACUUCCAUUCUCAUACAACCACAGUACUUUUAGUGCCUUUUUUUUACCUUAAGGAACUCAUAAGUACGUUUGUUCACAGUGACCUGUUUUUUUACUGGAUUGUAAAGAUGCAGAUUCACAAUAUUUGAUGACUGU